AUGUUUGUCGAAUUAAUAUAUGGACUUCUAUCUAAUAGUUUAAGCUUAAUAUCAGAUUCUGCACAUAUGCUUUUUGAUUCAAGUGCUUUAGCAAUAGGAUUAUAUGCAAGCUUUAUGUCAAAACUGAAAUCUUCAAGUUUAUAUUCAUUUGGAUUUUAAAGAAUAUCCGUUUUAUCUGGAUUUAUUAACGGACUUUUUUUAGUUUUUGUUGCUUUCGAUAUCCUUACAGAAUCUGUAGAAAGAAUGUAUGCUCCUUAAGUUGUUCUUUCUGAAUAAAUGAUGGUUGUUUCUACUCUUGGGCUUAUUAUUAAUAUAGUUGGGCUUUGCUGUUUCCAUGAACAUGCUCAUGCACAUUCUGAAGAUGAAGACGGAGGAGGAUGUUCUCAUAGCCAUCAUCAUCACAAUGAUUAUAAAUAAAAUAGUCAUGAAAAAUUAUGUGAUCCAAAAAAUCAUCAUCAUGAUCAUGUCCAUGAAGAUGAACAUCAUCAUUAUGAAAACGAUUGUAAACAUGACGAUCAUGCUAUUCACCAUCAUGAAAAUCAUACUGAUCACCAUCAUGAAAAUCAUGAUGAUAAUGAGCAUCAUCACCAUAAAAAAUAGCAUGACCACGAUAAAGAAAAUGGGGGGCAUAACCAUCAUCAUCAUGAUGAUAACUUAACAGGUGUAUUUUUACAUAUUUUGGCUGAUGCUUUAGGAAGUGUGGGUGUUAUAAUUUCAUCAUUACUUAUACAUUUUUAUGGUUGGUACGUAGCUGAUCCUAUUACUUCUUUUAUUAUAUCUUUUUUCAUUUUCUUAAGUGUUUUCCCUUUGCUUAAAUCUUCACUAAGUAUUAUUUUACAAAGCUAUAAUUCGAAUAAAUAUAACAAAGACUUAGAUUAUAUAAUUUAAAAAGUAAAAUUAUUUAUUUUUGAUAAAUUUAUUAAUAAUAAAAUAAAAGCUUAAUUCACAUAAAAAUAUCGAAAACUUCCAAGAAUUUCAUUUAUGGGCUUAUACUUCAAAAUAAUUGAUCUUUUCAGUUAAAAUUAUGAUAAAAUAAGAAAAAAAAAGAUUUAAAGUUCUCAAAUAUGUAAAGUAACUUAUAAAAUAGUUUCCUAAUAUUAAAUAUUAUACGAUUGA
Molecule: messenger RNA, 1116 nt
Organism: Ichthyophthirius multifiliis
Lineage: Eukaryota; Ciliophora; Oligohymenophorea; Hymenostomatida
Product: solute carrier family 30 zinc transporter, putative
Exons: 2
Biological process (GO): zinc ion transport; transmembrane transport; intracellular zinc ion homeostasis
Cellular component (GO): membrane; Golgi apparatus
Molecular function (GO): zinc ion transmembrane transporter activity
Source: RefSeq, a predicted model, not a curated record